UCUCUCUCUCUCUCUCCUGCUCUCUCCAGCUAUGCUCACUCCCUCUUCUUCGUUCCUCUUCCUCCUCCUCCUCUUCCUCCUCCUCCUCCCAGCCGCCCACAGCCGAAAGCUUCUCCAAGAUCCCUUCUUUCCCUCAACCCAAUCACCACCGCCGGCGAAACCUCCCGCCGCCCCCUUCACCAAAUACCCCUUCUCCUCCGACUCCCCUCCUUUCUUCCCUCAAUUCCCUCCCCCUCCUCCUCCCUUUUCGUCUUCCAACCAGCCCACCUUCCCCGCCAACAUCUCCUCCCUCGUUUUCCCCAAUUCCUCCACCUCUUCUCGCCGCCGAUCCUCCUCCGCCAAACUCUCCGCCGCUGUCCUGCUCCCCCUCCUCACCUUCUCCAUCAUCUCCCUCACCCUCGCCUUCUACCUCCGCCGCCGCUCCCGCAGUGCCAGCAGUGCCACUCAUUCCCCUCCUCCUCAAAAGGCCAACCUUUUCCCUCCCAAUCAUUCCGACGUCUGUGAAACCGGUAGCUCCCCUGAGCUCCGGCCGCUGCCUCCUCUGUCCAGACAGGUCCAUCACCACAAUGCCGAUGUACGGUGCUCCUCGCCAUCGGAGGAGUUCUACUCACCGAGGAACUCUUCGUUGGGAAGGGGUUCGAGCUCCCAAAAGGAAUUCCCAACGGCGGCCAUGGAGGCUUGCGUGUCGGGUAACGAGACAUUGAGUACCACUCCAUCAUAUCCCUCCUCUGGCUCCGAAUCUCGCUCGCCGCGGGCGAUGUCUCCGCCGUCGGGCUGGAGCCCGGAGAAAUCGACGGCGAAGUCUAUGAGUUUGAGAUCUAGUAGCGGAGGAUUUAAGGCUAUGAGCUCGCCGGAAAUGUCCUCGCCUUCAAUUCCGGAGCCGACGGGGAAGACAGUAAAGCAACCUUCUCCGAUUUCUUCUUCGGUUGAGAAGAAGUCAGAUCUGAAGUCAAGUGAACUGAUAGUUCCCCUGCAGAAGAAUAAAAGCUCAUCUUUUGAAAAUCUUCAGCUUGUGGAGAGAAAUGGGGAGGUUGAGGCCAAUCCGUUGAAAUCCACGCCAGCACCACCUCCGCCGCCGCCUCCGCCGCCGCCUCCGCGCGCUGGAUAUUGGGAGAGUAAAAUAAGAAGAUCUCUGUUGAACAGUCCACCUUCUCUCGUCUCUCCAAACCCGAUCGCUUCCACCAAAUUUGCAGAGAUCCAUUUAGAGAAUCAGGAGAAGAAUGAGGAGACACCUCGGCCGAAACUGAAGCCCCUACAUUGGGACAAAGUGAGAGCUAGCUCAGAUCGAGCAAUGGUGUGGGAUCAGCUCAAAUCAAGCUCUUUCCAGGUGAAUGAGGAGAUGAUCGAGUCCUUGUUCCUCUGUAAUGGAACUAACAGCAAAUCGAAGGAGACGAAGAAGACGCAGUUGCUCCCUUUGCCCAAACAAGAGAACAGAGUUCUUGAUCCAAAGAAGUCUCAGAACAUUGCCAUAUCGCUGAGGGCUUUAAAUGUCACUAAGGAGGAGGUCUGCGAGGCCUUGUUGGAAGGGAACACUGAGGGCUUGGGAACUGAACUUUUGGAGACUCUUCUUAAGAUGGCCCCUAGCAAGGAGGAAGAGGAUAAGCUGAGAGAAUACAAUGAUGACUCCUCCAUCAAGCUUGGUCCAGCUGAGAAGUUCCUCAAGGCUUUGCUUGAUAUUCCUUUUGCAUUCAAGAGAGUAGAUGCAAUGCUUUACAUUGUCAAUUUUGAUUCUGAGGUCAAUUACCUUAAAAAGUCCUUCGAAACUCUCGAAGUGGCCUGCGAAGAGCUCCGAAGCAGCAAACUGUUCCUGAAGCUGCUGGAAGCCGUUCUGAAAACUGGCAAUCGGAUGAACGUCGGAACUAACCGCGGUGACGCUCGUUCUUUCAAGCUCGACACCCUCCUCAAGCUCGUCGACGUCAAGGCGGCCGACGGCAAUACCACCCUCCUCCACUUCGUCGUCCAAGAGGUCAUCAGAGCAGAGGGCUCUCGCCUCUCCUCCACCACCACCACCACUACCACCCAACCAAACUCCCUCCGCGACGACCUCGAGUGCUGUCGCCGCGGCCUCCAUGUCGUCGCAGGCCUCGGCAGCGAACUCAGCAAUGUCAAAAAGUCAGCUUCCAUGGACUCCGAUGUUCUCAGCAGCUACGUCUCCAAACUCGCCGGAGGAAUCAGUAAGAUAGCAGAGGUUCUGAAACUCGCCGGAGAUGGAGACCAGAGGUUCAAUGAAUCCUUGAGGAGCUUCAUGAAGAAGGCAGAGGAUCAGAUCAUACAGGUUCAGGCUCAGGAGAGCGUCGCACUGUCCUUAGUGAAGGAGAUAACAGAGUACUUUCAUGGCAACUCUGCCAAGGAAGAAGCUCAUCCUUUCAGGAUCUUCAUGGUGGUUAGGGAUUUCUUGUGCAUUCUUGAUCAGGUUUGCAGGGAGGUGGGGAAAAUAACGGAUAAAACCAUUGCGAGCUCCAUUCGACAGAUUCCGGUGCCGGUUAACCCUAAUCUGCCCUCUCUGUUCCCAAAGCUUCGAGCUUUGAGGCCGGAAAGCUCUGACGAGGAGGGCUCGGCGUCGCCAUUGUCGUCCUAGUGGUUAGUUAGAUUGAAAAAUGUUAUCUUGGAGGAGAUGGAUGGCUCCAUGAGGCAAAAUUUUGCUGGUUGUGAUGUUAGAAAGCCAGCACUGUCUUUCUAGUAGAUUCAGGGUUCUUUAUAUAAAUUUUUUUUUUUUUUGGAUGUCUGUAAAAUGAAUGUAAGAGAUUUUCAAAUUCUUUAUGGUAAUGUUUAUGUAGAGGAAGAAAUAAAAUUUUAAAAUGCGGAUGGUAA
Phalaenopsis equestris is the source of this 2811-nucleotide messenger RNA. Its product is annotated as formin-like protein 1. Gene Ontology annotation, molecular function: actin filament binding. NCBI's taxonomy places the organism in Eukaryota, Viridiplantae, Streptophyta, Magnoliopsida, Asparagales, Orchidaceae. The coding region runs from base 32 to 2578 and encodes 848 amino acids. The transcript has 4 exons. The record is from RefSeq and is a predicted model, not a curated record. Gene Ontology annotation, biological process: actin cytoskeleton organization; actin nucleation.